AUGGACAGCCGGGCAGCUUGUGAGGCACGGGCUGCAGCAGCAGCAGUGGUGGCAGCGAUUCUGUGCGGUUCUGUGGUGAACGAGGAGUUGCUGGCGCUGCGCGCACACAUAGCACUGUUCCUGCCUGCCACACCGCGGGCUGCCGUCCCUCUCUGUGCGGGAGUGGUGAGCGAGGAGUUGCACCUGGCGCUGCAAGCACACAUGGCGCAGGCACUGUUCCUGCCUGCCACACUGCGGCUGCCAUCCCCCCUCGCCGUGACGGCGUUCCUGUGCGCCCUGGCCAGUGCUCAAGGGCAACUGCGAGCUCUUCUCCACCGUCUCGACUCUCGCACGACCACACAUUGGCCUGGCCUGCAUCAGGCUUGUCCUGCUAUACUGCAAGCCACAGACAUGCUUGGCCACACCUGA
Molecule: messenger RNA, 408 nt
Organism: Closterium sp. NIES-65
Lineage: Eukaryota; Viridiplantae; Streptophyta; Zygnematophyceae; Desmidiales; Closteriaceae
Source: the annotation of a GenBank genome assembly